Molecule: messenger RNA, 5080 nt
Organism: Myxocyprinus asiaticus (Chinese sucker)
Lineage: Eukaryota; Metazoa; Chordata; Actinopteri; Cypriniformes; Catostomidae
Product: unconventional myosin-X-like
Exons: 13
Coding region: 695-2992 (765 amino acids)
Biological process (GO): signal transduction
Cellular component (GO): cytoskeleton
Source: RefSeq, a predicted model, not a curated record
GCUGAUGUUUCGGAGAACAGAGAGGAGAGAAGAAGCCGAUAAAACAGUCACAUAUUUAACGCAGUGCUUUGUCAACUCUCCUUUUGAAAGUCCCGCUAGGAUUAAGCCGGGAUUAUCAAAUUGGACACGUAUUUUGGAUUUAGAUAAAAAGCUCUUUGUCAAGAUAUCACAACUGAAUUCUGGAGUGAGAGACUGCGUUGUACAAAAAACUUGACAUUUUUGAAAAACGGCAGAAAUUUAGAACUAAUAUCUUUCCCAGUUAUAUUUAGUAUCCUUUAAUUCGCAGUUUUGUGUGCAUGUUUGUUUUUAAUUUUGUUAACGGGACAUCGGAAUUCAGCUUUAGGAAUGUAUUUCCUCGUUUUUUCGUCCGUCUGCACGGUUUUUCAAUUGUUUUCUAUGUUUUUCAGCGUCUUGCACAGGAGUGUUUGUUUUUAUUAAGCUAAAAAGAACUCCAACUUUAAUAACGCGUCUCGAGACACCUGCGUCCGGUUGCACUCGUUGCGCUGCGUUUAGUUUUUUUUUUUUUUUUUUUAGCGCGAUAAUGUUUUCUAUCUGAACGCCCCCUAUAACACUUGGAUCGGUCCGUUUCAUGCGACCAGACAUUCUCCAUCUGUCCCAUCUGCUCGACAGCACUGGAACGGUGGACAUCACAGGACAUUUACGGAUAGGGACUGGACGACAAGCCGUGAUUUGAAUGCCUUUGCAGGGACUUUGCUGGCUUGUGUGCUGCAGACACGGCUUUAGUUUGUUGGCUCGGGAUCAUGGGGAAAAAGAGGAGGAAGAGUCUUUUGAGUUACGCAAUCAGAACGAGAAGACACACACGGGACGGGGGCAACUAGAGGUCACACUGUCUCAGCCCACUCGCUCAACCAAUGGCACUCCCUGUGUGUCAGGAGUUCCUGAGGAGAAGAGAAGUCUCAUCACAGAGAAGAGCAAAAUGCCGGUGGAGGAAGAGCCUGAGGUGCUUGUAAAGGGCUGGCUCCUGCGGGAGGUGCAGGGCAACUGGCUACGUCAGAGGAGGUUCUGGUUUGUGUUGACAGCUGACUCUCUCGACUACUACAGCGGCCCGGACAGAGACGCUCGAAGACUGGGCACCCUUGUACUCACCUCCCUCUGCUCUGUGCUGUGGCCCGAUAAACAUACCUACAAACAGACAGGUUACUGGAGUCUGACGGUGUAUGGCCGUAAGCAUUGCUACCGGCUCUUUACAAAGCACUACAAUGAAGCGGUGCACUGGGCCUGUGCUGUGCAGAAAGUCAUCGACAGCAAAGCACCAGUGGAGACGCCAAGUCAGCUUCUCAUUCGAGACAUAGAGGAGAAUAAAUUCAAUCCAGAGGUUGUGGAAAACAUCUAUCAGCAUAAUCCCAUCCUACGGUACACACAGAGCCCUCUCUAUGCUCCACUGUUGCCUUUUCCCUACGGCAGUCUCCACCACACGCAUAUGGCCGGUAAAGGUUACACAUCUGUCCGUGAGGAGGCGGUGAGGCUGUUCAACUGUCUCCAGCAGUUAGAGUCAGCUCGUGAGCCCAUUCCUCUAAUCCAGGGUAUCCUGCAGACCUGCCUCGAUCUGCGGCCACUGAGAGACGAGCUCUACUGCCAGCUCAUCAAACAGACCAGUGUCACCAACUCGCGUUCACGCAGCCUGACGCACCUGCAGACACAGCCGAAUCUACAACUCAGAUACUGGCAGCUGCUCACCUGCAUGAGCUGCACCUUCCUGCCCAGCUGCAGCAUUCUCAAAUACCUGCGCUUUCACCUGAAGAGGGUUCAGAGUUUGUGUGUGGACCCGGAGGUGGAGAGCUACGCGUCAUUCAUAGCCCAAGCUCUGGAGAAGACACGCAGCCGUGAGUGUGUUCCCUCGUGGGAAGAGGUCCAGGGGCUCAUGGGGAGGCAGGAGAUACUGUGUACUGUGCACUACCCCGGACCAGGCUGCUGCCAGAUACAAAUCACCUCGCACACUACGGCUAACGAGGUUGUGAGGAAGAUGGCAGAGCGCCUCGGACUGCAGGACAGCCGAAACACGUUUGCUCUCUUUGAGCAGAAUUCAUGCUGGGAGAAAGCUGUUGGAGGCAGCACCAUAAUCGCUGACGUCAUCACCAGAUUUGAAAAUCUGUCAGCUAAAGACCCAGACUCUGAGUCUCAGUGGAGACUCUGCUUUAAGCUCUACUGUCUGCUGGACACGGAUAACAUCAGCACAGACAGCAUUGAGUACCUCUUUCUCUAUGAACAGUGUCAUGAGAUGGUGGUGCGAGGGCAGCUGCCAGCCUGUGAGGAUGACCUGCUUUCCCUGGCGGCAUUGAGACUGCAGUGCCUGCUGGGGGAUUUCAGCACCCUCUCUCCGUACCCGCCUGUGGAGCAGCUCUUCCCAGCUGAAGUGGUGGAGGCCCGGGCCCUGCUGUCCCCUGUGGAUCCCCCUGGCUGCCCUUCCUUCCCUGGGGGCCUGCUGGCCGGGACGCUGUGGGGGCACAAGCGUCGACAGGAACAGGAUCAAAGGCUGCGGGCCAGAUUGAGGGAGGAGAGCACUAUGGUGAUGUCAGCCAUUUUAGAGCGCUGGAAAGCCCUGGUGGGAUACAGUCACAGUGACAGCAUGGCCUCCUAUCUCACGAUCGCUCGCCAGUGGUCUGGGUUCGGCUGCACGCUUUAUGAAGUGGACUUCUACAUAAGUUCGACAGGAAGCUUCUCUCAGAAGUUGUGGCUGGGCGUGGCUGCUUCCUGUGUGUCUCUUUAUCGUCAGGGAGAGGCUGAAGCUCUGGAGUCUCUGCCCAUUGGUCAGAUCGUGUCCUAUGGUGUCUCUGACAGCAACACAUUCAGGAUCACCGCAGGAGAUCGGGACCUGCUCUUUGAAACCACCAAGCUGACUGAGAUCAUGCAGUUGAUGAAUGCUUACUUCAGUGCCACCAGUCGCCAGCUAGGCAAGGAUGACUGCAUCUCCAUAGAAACCAACCCAAAGCUCCACCCCUCCCUACUUGAGCUACCUUCUCACCCGGUGUAGAGAAAGAAAGACUCGCACACAUACACACACAGUGUGACUGACACACACAUGCAUUUGCAGUCCUGGCUGAUUGCUCCCCUGUGCUCUGCAAAGCGGACUAACUAAGAUGUGACUGUAAUGUGGAAAGGAUUGUCUGGUGCCAGAGGAAACCAAAGAGCCACAACAAGAGAGCGAGUUCAGGAACUCAACCUUGCUGCACCGCCUACCAAAUCCAGAGAGGACACAGGGCCCCUGCUAAAGAAAAUAGCACGAUUCAAGAGACUAAGAGGAAUUCUUGUGUCGUCUUAGUGCACUGCAGAAAAAGGAUGCCAACAUGUUGCCAUUUCACACAUACCAACACACACUUGAGCUGCUCUUUACGUUUCUUGAGCGACUUCUGCCUGGCUCGUCAUUCAACUCAUUAAUCAAACUUUAUAUGACCUUGAAACGAAAGCAGGGUCGUCACUUUUCAUUACACAGACUUUCAGAACUGUCCGUUACAGAAGCGAUGUUUGUGUGUGUGACAGUAAGAGAGAGGGAUUUGAAUAUUCUAAGCUGUAGAACAGAAACCAAAAGAUCUUUAGCUUGUCUGUAUGAUGUGAGUGUAUUUGUGAAAAUGAUUUGAGCCCGACCUGGUGCUGCUUGACUGAGCUGUUAGCUUACAAUAACUCAACACUGUGUGUCCUGUAGCCACAACAGCCUCAGAUCCUUAGAUCCGGCUUAAAAGAACUGAUUAAGACACCCUGUUGCAGUCUGGUACCUGUGAAGGUUAAUGACAUUUUCAAAAACAUGACCAUUUUGGUUCUCUCAAAGCAUCCCAGACCUCAUUUGAUGUAUUAAAACACUAAAGAUGAAAGACAAAUAAUCAACGCUAUUGAUAUGCAACAUUAUCGUCCAAUGUUCUAUAGAUAUGACAUUUCCAUAAGAGCCUAACCUGUAGCCUUUGUUGUGCUUUCAUGCUUAUGUCAGCUUUAUGACUAAUGGUUCAAGCACAGUGUCUUUCAUCUGCUGAGAGAGCAUAUUGUCUUUCUAUAAUGUGUGUGUAGUUUCUCCUAGUUUUAUUUAUGGCUGCCUGUUGUAUACAUUGUGUGGAAGUUAGUUUUUUUUUAUUGUUCUUUUUACAUUUGUUUUAUAUAUCUUUCAUAAAGACCUGUAUUUGUAUUUUAGUGCUUGCAUUGGAAAUAUUUACUAAGAGCUGAUGAUUUCAUAGUUAAAAUAUGAUGUCAUUAGGUUUCUAUACUUUUUUUGUUAUUUGAGUUUAUCUUCACCCUGUAGCGAGAGGUCUACAAAUGGCAACAUAACUAGUUAAUAAUCAGUUAAUUACUGUAUGUAGCUCCAAAAGGAUUAUUAUUUGAUGUCAUAGUAAACCAAAUGUGAAGUCAUUCGCCCUAAUCAAAGUCACGUUUAAACAUGGACCAAAUAUCUUUUAAGUUUGGGGGGUCUUCUUUCCCUCAGAUUAUGCCCCCCCCCUUGACUACCAAGCUAACACUAAUGCAAUAAAACCUGCCCAAUGAUCCUGAGCUUGAGCCCAUUUUCAGUAUGGGGCUUCAGGUUGCCUUCAGAGGAGCCAAUAGUGCCUGUCAAACACAUAGUCUGUGCAAUCUUUAACUUGUACACCAUAAUCGGGCUCAUUCUUUUCUAUAUACAUAGUUUAUUUGGUGUACUCUUUUUGCUCCAUACAGCUCUAACAAAAGGUUACCAACUACUUGAAAUGCAAAUGUGGAGGGCAGUCACAACUUUUAUGCUGUUUAUUUUGAAUUUCUUUUUUGUUCUUUACUUCAAUGUUUAAAAUGUAUGCAGUGUCUUUUGCCUCACUGGUAAACCAAACCAUGUUCUUAUUACAGCCCCUGUGAUGGCAAGUAGUGGUUGCCACAUGUUCUUGCGUUCUUUUCAUGUCACUGUGCAGCUGCAGGCAGCUCUGCCCACUGUCAUACUUGUAACAGAACUCAAAUGACAACCUCUGAUGCUUUGGACGGUUUGUACGCUUCAUGGUACCUUAUGUUACACGUGUAAUAGUCGAUCGCACUAUCGUUUGUACAGCUAACUUAAAUGUGCAAUAAUGCAAAAAGGUGCAUAAUGUAUGUAAUAAAAAGCAGUACCAUUACACAA